Toxotes jaculatrix (banded archerfish) is the source of this 2229-nucleotide messenger RNA. It is a transcript of the gene p4hb, whose product is annotated as prolyl 4-hydroxylase, beta polypeptide. The record is from RefSeq and is a predicted model, not a curated record. Gene Ontology annotation, cellular component: endoplasmic reticulum. Lineage: Eukaryota; Metazoa; Chordata; Actinopteri; Toxotidae. The coding region runs from base 187 to 1740 and encodes 517 amino acids. The transcript is spliced from 11 exons. Gene Ontology annotation, biological process: response to endoplasmic reticulum stress; protein folding. Gene Ontology annotation, molecular function: protein disulfide isomerase activity.
UACGGCUGACCCCUCCGGUUUCUGCGUGCAAUGCCACGUUAGUAGCGGUAGACACAAAUUACCAGCUACUCUCCCAACCUUAAACAAGGAAGAAAACCCAAACUAAGACCAAUUUCGCCGCUGAACCGUAGCCGGUCGUGUCUGCAGCUCCCGUCUCUCUGUCAGGAAGAAUACUCGACAGCAACUAUGCUGAAGUUUUUGCUCCUCUGCACACUGGCUGUGGCCAGCAGGGCUGAGAUCGCCGAGGAAGAAGAUGUCCUGGUGCUGAAGAAAAGUAACUUCGACGAGGCUCUCAAAGCUCACCCCAACAUCUUGGUUGAAUUCUAUGCCCCAUGGUGUGGUCACUGCAAGGCCCUGGCUCCAGAGUAUGCCAAGGCCGCUGGCAUGCUAAAGGCCGAGGGCUCAGCCAUCCGCCUGGCUAAAGUGGACGCCACGGAGGAGACUGAACUGGCACAGGAGUACGGGGUCCGGGGAUACCCCACCAUCAAGUUCUUCAAGGGUGGAGAGAAGGAGACACCCAAAGAGUACUCUGCUGGCAGGCAGGCAGAUGACAUCGUCAGCUGGCUGAAAAAGCGCACAGGCCCUGCCGUCGCCACCCUGGCCGGGGUCACAGAGGCUGAGUCUCUGAUCGCUGACAAUGAAGUGGCAGUCAUUGGAUUCUUUAAGGAUGCAGAGUCUGCCGGUGCCAAGGCCUAUGAAAAAGCAGCUGAAGCCAUAGACGACAUUCCCUUCGCCAUGACCUCUGACGAUGCUGUUUACUCCAAGUUUGAGGUGUCCAAGGACAGUGUUGUCCUCUUCAAGAAGUUUGAUGAGGGGCGCAAUACCUUUGAUGGAGAGCUGACCAAAGAAAAACUCCUGGCUUUCGUCAAGGCCAACCAGCUGCCUCUGGUCAUCGAGUUCACUGAGCAGACUGCCCCUAAAAUCUUUGGUGGAGACAUCAAGUCCCACAUCCUCAUGUUUCUGCCCAAAGCUGCCUCAGACUUCCAGGACAAAAUGGACAACUUUAAGAAGGCCGCAGAGGGAUUCAAGGGCCGGAUCCUGUUCAUUUUCAUUGACAGCGAUGUGGACGACAACCAGCGCAUCCUGGAGUUCUUUGGCCUGAAGAAAGAGGAGUGUCCAGCCAUCCGCCUCAUUACCCUGGAAGAUGAGAUGACCAAGUACAAGCCAGAGAGCGACUCCAUCACAGCAGAGAGCAUCAUUGAAUUCUGCACACUGUUCACUGAGGGCAAACUCAAGCCCCAUCUCAUGAGUCAGGACAUCCCCGAUGACUGGGACAAGAACCCUGUCAAAGUUUUAGUCGGCAAGAACUUUGAGGAGGUUGCCUUCAAUCCCACUAAGAACGUCUUUGUGGAAUUCUAUGCACCUUGGUGUGGACACUGCAAACAGCUGGCUCCCAUCUGGGAGAAUCUGGGAGAGAAGUAUAAGGACAGUGCUGACACCAUUGUGGCAAAAAUGGACUCCACAGCCAAUGAGAUCGAGGCAGUGAAGGUCCACAGCUUUCCUACUCUUAAGUUCUUCCCUGCAGGAGACGAGCGCAAGGUGAUCGACUACAACGGGGAGAGAACACUGGAAGGCUUCACCAAAUUCCUAGAGAGCGGUGGUAAGGAGGGCGGCGCCCCUGCAGGAGACGAUGACGAUGAUGAUCUAGAUGCAGAGGAUUUGGAUGAUGUGGAGGAAGGACAGGAUGAGGACUCUGAUGGUGAGGACGGAGGUGACGACGAUGGACACGACGAGUUGUAAGAGCUGGUAGAGGAGAGAAAGGGAGAGAGAGGAGACGAGUCCCGCCCCAACCCUUCCAACCAGUCACCAUCACUACCUUCACUUCCUUGUGGACCUCCCCUGUCCUGUGAACAUUAAUACUUCCCCUUUAACUGCCUCUCUGUCAGUCAGUCAGUCAGCCGGCCAGUUAGCCAGCUCGCCAGUCAGUCACUCAGUCAAUCCAUCUGUGGUGUGGCAGCGCCUUUUUUUGCCAGCCGCAUCUCCAACCUCGCCACUUCUGGCCAGACUGGUCUUGUCCCACCUGGGGGGACUCUGUGGAACAGCACACCACCUCUAUGAGAGACCUCAAUGCCUUCUCUACAAAGCUCCACAUCAGCUGUUUGCCUUGUAUAUUUGAAACCAAAUGUAAAAAUGGCAUUGAGAUCCACUUUUCAAAAAGGUUGAAUUUGCUCCCCUCCUCUUAAAAAGGAAAAAAAAAAACACCCUCCCAUUGUUCAGUGUGGGUAUGAG